Camponotus floridanus (Florida carpenter ant) is the source of this 2097-nucleotide messenger RNA. It is a transcript of the gene dx, whose product is annotated as protein deltex. Gene Ontology annotation, molecular function: zinc ion binding; ubiquitin protein ligase activity. The record is from RefSeq and is a predicted model, not a curated record. Gene Ontology annotation, cellular component: nucleoplasm. Bases 398 to 1993 code for a protein of 531 amino acids. NCBI's taxonomy places the organism in Eukaryota, Metazoa, Arthropoda, Insecta, Hymenoptera, Formicidae. Gene Ontology annotation, biological process: protein ubiquitination; Notch signaling pathway. The transcript has 6 exons.
CGCAUCUGCCGCGUAUUGCGUAUCGUAUCCCUUAUCCCCGUCGCGUCCCGCGAGCACCAUCAGUUGCUCCAAUGUCCAGUAUCAGUGUGCGCGUUGACGCGCGUGUGUACAACGUCGUGACAAGAGGCGGUCGCUGAUUUUUCGAGGGCAGCGCAUUUCGAGCUUACGCGAGGUCGCGCGAAAUUUCGCGAGAAAAUUAAGCCCGGGAGCGGAGGAGAGGCGGAUCCGCCGUCGUCGUCGUCGCCGACGUCGACGACGACGCGGGAACGUCGACUGUGGGAAGAGUCGAAAAUGUUCCCACGCUCCCGCUGCGCUGCGAGUGUAUGUCGCGCGUGCGUGUGAAAUUCCACAGGGUGGGAACGUGGUGGCGGUGCGGCGGCGGGGGGGGGAGGAGAGGAUGAGCGCUCAGGGGCAGGAGCACGGACACGCGGUGGUCGUGUGGGAGUGGGAGAACCGUCACGGACGAUGGAGGCCGUAUAGCCCAGCUGUGUCGCAGCAUCUCGAACGAGCCCAUUACAAGAAGCUUACCCGGGUGUUCCUCAACGACGCGGAUCCGACCCUCGACAGGUAUUACAUAAAUUUGAGAACCAAGACACAAUGCAGCGACGACGGCGACGAGACGUACAAUGUAAGGAGAAAGUUUUAUUUACCGGGUUCAUUGGCUGGCAAAGGCGCCAAGUGGGAAUGGGCAGGUGAUUCGGAUGAUUGGCAUACUUACGAUAUGGAAGUUCAAUGCCUUGUAGAAGAAGCAUGGGCGAGAGGUGACAAGACUAUUGAUAUUUCAAAGACUUACUUGGGUUUUCCCUACAUCAUCAACUUUUGCAAUUUGACACAAGUGAGAUGCUGCACAGGCUAUGUAAGGCCAAUAAGACGCAUACAGCAAGCACCUUAUCCACUGGUCAAAGUUGCACUCGAGGAACUGCAAGUCACUUCUGGGAAGAGAUCAGCGUCAGUUACAGUCAAGAGUUCCACUGUCAAGGUUACGCAUAAGAAGUCGCCUAACGGAAGUACAAAGAAGAGCAACAAGAAAAACAAAAGCGGGGACACUAACGGGCCGACGAAUAUCGCGCGCGUUAUUCUCAGCAAUUUCAAUAUAUUUAGCAGCAAACAUGGCAUCGAGAACAAUCCCGCGGCAACAAACAUAGAGUCCGGUCAGAAGCGAAAGACGUGGGACGCGGUGUUGGAUGUCGAUUCCAGUAGCACCAAGAGUGGUCGCAGGCCUAGCGUAGAUACCGUCUCUACGUAUUUAAGUCAUGAGAAUCCAAUAGAUUUGCUAGAUAGCAGCGUGGGAAGCGAUGACGCUUUCAAGGAUUCUAUUCUUGGGAUGGACAUCACAACGGACGUGAUAUCUCGUUACGUGAAAGUGGUUGAAAGCGAUGGAUCCGAUUCCUGUCCUGUGUGUCUUGGCACUCCGGAACCGUUGACAGUUGAACUAACGCGAUGUAGGCAUAGAUUACACUUGGCAUGUCUAAAUGCGAUGCUUGGUUGCCAACAGCCGCCCAUGUACAUACAGUGUCCGGUUUGCCGUAUGAUUUACGGCGAAAAGAGAGGCAAUCAGCCACCGGGGACGAUGAACUGGACGCGAAUACCGCGAGCACUACCAGGUUUUCCAAACACCAAUACCAUACAAAUUACUUAUGACAUUCCAUCCGGAAUUCAGGGUAACGAGCACCCGAACCCUGGUCAGGCAUAUUACGCCGUGGGUUUUCCUCGAGUGUGCUAUUUGCCAGAUAACAAUCUUGGCCGUCGAGUAUUGAGACUAUUGCAAAUCGCAUUUGAACGCAGGCUAAUCUUCACAAUCGGUCGAUCGAUCACCACUGGUCGUGAAGAUGUCGUUACGUGGAACGAAAUCCAUCAUAAGACCGAGUUAGGCCCAUCCACAUCCGGUCACGGUUAUCCCGAUCAGAGUUACCUCGAAAGGACACUUGCGGAAUUGGCAGCGCAAGGUGUGACCGAUGGACAAUCAUCACCGAUAUAUCAACAGUUGCAUUAAUUGCAUAUAUAAAUAGACAGUAUUUAUGCGACAAUAAGUUAAUCUAUAAAGGUAAUAACAAAAAAGAAAUUCAAUUUUUUAAAUUAGACGUAAAAAAAUAUAUA